This is a messenger RNA of Lactuca virosa, 531 nucleotides long. The record is from the annotation of a GenBank genome assembly. NCBI's taxonomy places the organism in Eukaryota, Viridiplantae, Streptophyta, Magnoliopsida, Asterales, Asteraceae.
AUGUUGUUGACAGAAUUUCAGAAGCAGCCAUCUCUUGGAAUUGGAAGUCUCACCCCCCCUGAUUUUGGAUUAGGGCCAGUUGUGCAAGCACUAACCAAUGACAUCUCUGGUAUUCGUUUAACUUUGGGAGAUGACCAUUAUAGAUGUAAGUUAACGGGUGACGGUACGUACACUGUUAGGUCAGUUAGAAAAGUUAUUGACAAACCCCCUAUCACUACUACGGGCACAAUGACAAUACAGUGGUAUAAGGUGGUCCCAAUCAAGGUGUUAUGUUUCAUUUGGAGAGCUGCACAAGGUAGAAUACCCGCAAUCGUUGCUUUGGAGAUGAGGGGUAUUAAGGUCAACUCACUGUUGUGUAGUGCGUGUAUCGGACAACAGGAAAGUGUAGACCAUGUUCUCAUUGAUUGCCCGUUUGCGUCCAGAAUUAGGAGCAAUAUCAUGAGCUGGUGUGGUGUAACGCUUGAUCAAAGUUUAAUAAGGAAUGCUGGAGAUAUUCUUCAAAUGUUCUCAAUUAAACUUCAAAUGACGUGA